Molecule: messenger RNA, 1329 nt
Organism: Vicia villosa (hairy vetch)
Lineage: Eukaryota; Viridiplantae; Streptophyta; Magnoliopsida; Fabales; Fabaceae
Exons: 2
Coding region: 1-1329 (442 amino acids)
Biological process (GO): proteolysis
Molecular function (GO): aspartic-type endopeptidase activity
Source: RefSeq, a predicted model, not a curated record
AUGCCACCUCCACUCCCCGGAAAGGCUGCACCCAGAUUCAACCCUAAUGAAAGGUGUGAAUUUCAUGCUAAUUCUCCCGGACACACACUGGAGAAGUGCUGGGCUUUAAAACACAAGGUUCAAGACUUGAUAGAGUCAGGGGCAAUCGCCUUCGACGAACCCAGUGUGAAAACGAAUCCCAUGCCUCAUCAUGAUGGCACAGUUAAUGCAAUCGAAGUCGUUACUGAGCAAGAGUUAGUUCAACAACGGAGUUCCCCCAUAGAUGCCCUUAAAAGGAUUAUCCUAGUCGGAGCUCCAUACCCUGUGGACAAAAAGAAAGCAGUCCCUUGGGAAUAUAAUUCUGGCACUAAUACUGUCGUAACAAACAUUGUUGGGCCUGGGGGUAUGACUCGUAGUGGUCGCAUAUUCAAGACUGCACAACCUAAUGAAAACCUGGCGCAAGCCAGUAGUCAGACCGCUGCAAUCCCAACUGAAGAAGGCAUGUCCAAGGAUAAAUUGGCCACCAAUAAAGAUGCUGAAGAGUUCUUGGCGUUGAUCAAAAAGAGUGAUUAUAGGGUGGUUGACCAGUUGCAAGAGACACCGUCAAAAAUAUCGCUCCUCUCGCUACUAGUACACUCAGAGAAACAUCGAGACGCCUUGAUGAAAAUCUUAAACGCCGCUCAUGUAACCAAAGACAUCACUGUAAACCAAUUCGAUGGAAUGGUGGCUAAUCUCACCGCUGGGGUGUGUUUAGGAUUCAGUGGUCAUGAGCUACCUCCACAAGGGAAGGAGCAUAACAAAGCCUUUCAUAUCUCCAUACAAUGUGGUAAAGCUCACCUAUCUAGGGUUCUGAUUGAUACAGGUUCGUCAUUAAACGUGAUGCCAAAAGCUACUCUCGAUAAAAUAGCUUUGGAAGGCCUAGUAGUUAGACCAAGUCAUCUGGUAGUCAAAGCCUUCGAUGGAUCACAAAGUCCGGUGUUCGGAGAAGUAGACCUCCCUGUAGUAGUUGGUCCUUACACUUUCUGCAUCAAUUUCCAAGUGACGGAGUUUGAACCAGCUUAUACUUGCUUAUUGGGACGUCCCUGGAUUCACGAUGCUGGGGCAGUUACCUCCACUCUUCAUCAUAAAAUAAAAUUUGUGGAUGGGAACUCUAUAGUGACCGUCAAUGGGGAGGAGGACAUAUUUGCUAGUAAUCUGGAUUCGUACCGAUACAUCGAGGCUGGAGAAGGGGCAUUAGAAACCGCGUUCCAAGCGUUAGAGAUUGCAACUGCUGUCACACUACCGGUAGAGAAGAUACGAAGGGCGGUAACAUCCUGGAGAGACCUGCAAGACUUGAAUAUGGAAGGCUAG